AUGGGACGGGACCAACGAAUUGAACUGAAACUUUUGCAUGCCCGUAAAAGCGGAAUUUCGGAUAAACCAUUCAGCAAAUCGAAUUUCAGAGGAUAUACAAGUAGCAGGGCUCCAUCAAGACCAUCGAAAAAAUCAGCCAAAACACGUCCCCAAAAACGUUUUGAAGGCAAGAAAAGCAGUGACAUUAAUAACAAGGAUCAAAGGAAAAAAAGCCAACCGAAACAGAAUGGAAAUGACACUAGUACAGCGGAACUUGGACAAGAGGAUGACCAAGAAACAGAUGUAAAAAGUCCUAGCGGUAUUGAUGUGAAAGCAAGUGAUAGAAGCGCAGAAGAAUCUAGUCUUCAAGGAAAAAACAUGAAUAAAUCGAAAGAUAAUGACGACCACGGCUCUAGUGACAAAAAGAGUGCAGAAAAACGAGUGGGUCGUUUCCAAGCCGACACAAACUAUGCUGACAGUAAACCUGUCGACGAUGACAAUGAAAAUGACGAAAUGGAUUCAAAAUCAUACAAAGGCCCCAAAUCUGACGACGGCAGUGGGGAGAGGGAUUCAACAUCAGACAAAUCGACCGAGGAAGGUAACGACAGGGAUUCAUCAUCAGAGAAAAUGUCUAUUUCUGACAAUGAAAGUGGAAAUAAGGUUUCAGCUUCAGCAUCUGGCGAAGGCUUUAACUCUAACGAUAAAAGUGAAGAAAAGGGCUCAACUUCAGACGAAAGCUCUAAAUCAGACAAUGCAAGUGGAGAGAAUAGUUCAACUUCAGGCGGAGGAUCCCAAUCUGCCAAUAAAAGCAGAAAGAGUGGUUCAACUGCUGAGAAAGGAUCUAAAUCAGGCAGUGAGAGCGGAGAAGGGUCAGAAUCAGACGAAGGCUCUAAAUCUGGUGAUGAAAGUGGAGACAAUGGUUUAUCAUCAGACGAUAGUUCUAACUCUGACGAUGACAGUGGGGAAAAGAGUCCAACUUCAAGUGGAGGUUCCCAAUCUGACAAUGAAAGUAGAGAAAGUGGUUCUACAUCAAAGAAAGGAUCUAAAUCAGGCAGCGAAAGUGUAAAAGGGUCAGAAUCGUCAGAAUCAGACAAAAGUUCUGAAUCUGACGAUGAAAAGGAUGAUGUAUCGGAUGCUGAAAGCGGGGGAAGAAGUUCAACUUCGGACAAAAGCUCAAUAUCAAGCAGUGGAAGAGAAGGGUCAGAAUCAGACGAAAGCUCUAACUCUGACGAUGAAAGUGAUGAUGUGUCCGACGCUGAAAGCGGGGAAAAGAGUUCAACUUCGGACAAAAGCUCUGGAUCAAGCAGUGGAAGAGAAGGGUCAGAAUCAGACGAAAAUUCAAAAGCUAACGAGGAAAAUGAGGAAAAAGGUUCAACUUCUAAACCAGAAUCGGACAGAGUAGAUAGUACAGAACAGGAUUUUUCAUCAAAUGAAGGAACAAUGACUGACAAUGUUAGCACAGAAAGGAGUUCCACAGUAGACGAAGGAUCUGGAAAGAAUGAUAUAGAAAGCAGCUUUACAUCAGACGAAGACUUCAGGACGACAAAGGCCAGUGCACAAAAGGAUAAAACACCAGGUAACAAGGAUAACAGAGAAAAUGUUAAAAGAGUUUCUACAUCUAAAACGUCCUCUUGGGCUGACAAAGAAAGAGCGGGAAAACGCAAGCAAAUGCUUUUAGGUAUUGAUGAACGAUUGGCUGGAAUUGCAGAGAACAGGCCGCAACCAGACCUUACAAGAGGCAGAAACACUCGUAUUAAAAACCACGAACGUGGCAGAUUAAGCGCUAACCACAGAACACUAAGAUAUAAAGACAACAGGAAUAUCAAACCAAGGAAGAUGUUGACGAGCUUCAUGAAAACACUCCAGAAGUCGAGAUUGGACAUUAUGAAGGUUAUUCGAUUGCGUGAUGGAAAUUUCCAACGUGUUGUUGAUGGAAGCGGGGAAAACAUGGGAUACAGGAACGCAAGGGACCGUACAGGCGGGUUAGGUAUCUCCAGCACAGAGGAUAUAGGAUACGCCGGUUACUACAGGGACUAGGUAUCCCUUCGGAGAUGUCCCUGAAGAUCAAUCAAAAGGAGUGCUCUGUCUAUCGGAUUGUUACCCUCGAUCCGUGACGUCCAUUUCCCUAUGGCGUAUUUGCAAAUCAACAGCUACAAGGACUAUUUCUUUGUAAACAAAUACUCAAAGACAGUUUAUAAUCUAUAUCAUAUUCUAACACGAACUUUCGAUUGGUAAGUGACAUUUUCGGGUUCCAUUGUUUGUGUGUAAACAAUGGUUCUAAUUUUCGUGUUAUUUUUAAGAAUAAACACCGUCAGACAUA
This is a messenger RNA of Pecten maximus, 2299 nucleotides long. RefSeq names its product dentin sialophosphoprotein-like. The record is from RefSeq and is a predicted model, not a curated record. The transcript has 2 exons. Lineage: Eukaryota; Metazoa; Mollusca; Bivalvia; Pectinida; Pectinidae. Bases 1 to 2016 code for a protein of 671 amino acids.